AAAGCCUAAAAUCGGAGAAAAUAUGAAAAAUUCAAAAUCAGAACCAUACUGUUCAUUUUUAUCAUGUUGUAGCUAUUUAAUUGUUUUAAUUUGUCAUGUUAAUGUUUCUUUCUUGCUUACGUUAUUUCUCUAUUAGUUUUUAAUGAAUCUCUUGUUAUGCAUGUUUUUUUCUUUUUUUUUUUACAUUUGUCCUUUAUUGUCCUGAACAUGUUUUGCAUUACCUUGUGUGUGAUUUUUGCACUUCCCUUGCUUUAUCUAAAACCUGGGAAAGUGUCACCAAGAUGUGCUGCGGUACACCUGCUGCACCUUUGCGUCUGGCUGAAAGCAACAGCAGGAGUUCGUGAUCAAUCAGAGGAACACAGCGAAAUUCCAUGUCAAUGUAAGGUUAACGCUAGUGCUCCUCAUCUCUUUAUAUGAGCUGGUAUUGACGUGGGUGAACCAAGCGGAGACCCGCUCCGUGGACCGAAGCAUACAUUUACUCACUGAACAAAUCGAGCAUUCAGCGUGGACUGUGUCGCACACACCGUGUAAGCCGAGUGCGCUUUGUGUCUUUCAUUCAUUCCUGUGAAGGCUGCCGCUUCCUCUCACACUUUCAGCUCUUCCUCCUCCCCCCACGCCGGGCGAGCUCGUCUGAUCCCCGCUGUCGCUUUUUGGUCCGAGUUAAGUGGAUGAUAUCAACAGAGCUCGGUGUUCUUCCUACCUGCGGCGCGGUACCGCGGACCUGAGAAGUCCCCAGAGGACAGGCGCAUCACGACGUAAAGCAGCGAGAAGGAGUUUAUUAUUGUUACUGUUAUUUUAAUUUUUCUCAGAGGGAGCGACGCGGUUUGAAAGAAGAUAUGCGAGUCAAAUUAAUCUGGAUGGAGCAGAGUCCCGCUGAGUUCUGACGGAUUUUAAGGAACAGGUGCCAUAAAGGAAUACAGACAGGACAGCUGGCGGAUGGUUGUCGGUUUCGAAGAAAGAAGUCUGCCUCUGCGCAAGGUUCAGAUGAAGAUGAAGUCCCCGGGUGUUGUGGAUGGAGGUUUAUUCACAGAGAGCUAUUGCAACAUCUGCAAUGCUCAGCUCAUCUCCGAGUCCCAGCGCACCGCUCACUAUGAGAGUAAGAAGCACGCAAACAAGGUACGUCUGUUCUACAUGCUUCACCCUGAAGAUGGAGGACCACCUUCCAAAAGACUGAGGCCAGAUAACCCAGAUUGUGCAGAAACAGAAGUUGACAGAAACAAGUGCUGUACCUUGUGUAACAUGUUCUUCACCUCCGCCAUUGUGGCCCAGUCCCACUACCAAGGUAAAACCCAUGCCAAGAGAGUGCGCCUAGUGCUCGGGGCACCACCAAAUCUACCCACAGCCGUAACCAGCCCUGCAAACACAGAUUCCUCACCUUCAACUCCGCAGACCACAGACCCCAACGCCCCCCCUGCCUUACCCUGGCCAACGCCGGAGCUCGGUGGGAAUGGUGGCAGAGAAGCUGGAAAGUACUGCUGUCUUUGCGGAGCCUGGUUUAAUAACCCUCUGAUGGCCCAGCAGCACUAUGAGGGGAAGAAACACCGCAGGAACGCCGCCAGGGCACGCCUCCUGGAGCAGCUAGCAGGCAGUCUGGAUGCCACAGAGAGCACAGGGCUGCGCAGUAGUUACUCUUGCAGUGUGUGUAGUGUGGUCCUCAACUCCAUUGAACAGUACCAUGCACACCUCCAGGGCUCCAAGCACCAGAACAACCUAAAACAACACCAGCAGUAAGUCUGGCCACAGGGGAAGGAAGAAGCAACGAAGACCAAGUGUGAUAAACAACUUUGGAAAAGAGAGGACUUAGUGCCAGAAAGUAGUGCAGAUUAACUACAGUGUAUAUGUUUGCGUGUGUGUGUAUGUGUGUUGGUGUGUGUGUGUGUGUGUGUGUGUGCGUGUGUAUAGGUGUAGGUUGUGGGCAUCUAUGCACAUAUCUAAAGUGUGUGGGUAGGGAAUAAGUGUGUGUUCAUUUCUAUAAUCGGGGUAUAUUCAGCCGGUUUUGUUCGAACGUUGAACAGUCUGAACAAUCGUCUGAAGACUUGCAGCUGAGGAUUACCACGUAGCUCCUCUGUGAACCACAAUCAUAAAUUGAACUGAUGUCACUGCAUUACCCAGGCUGGUAAUAACCAUCACGACGAUCACCACAGAACAGUAGUACUAAUAACUCUGUGACUAGUGGUCCCCCAAGUGCUCUGACAGUGAUCCAAAUCUGGAUACGAUGUCUUGAUGUUUCCAGUACAGUGCCUUGCUGAAGUCUUCAUACCCCUUUUCAGAUUUAAAACCACAAACUUCAUUGUACAAGUAAGAAUCUAAAAAUUGUGACAUCGACUAGUGCAUAAUUUUUGUUCAUUCUUCUUCACAAAGUUGUCAGUGAACAUAUACAGUCAUAUUCUGUAAAUUAGAAUAUGUGUUCUGAUGAAGUUUGUUCGUCAGAUUAAAGGUACCUUUUGAAAAUAACCUUUAAGCAGGUAUGAAACAUACUUUUCACUUAGCCCACAUUUCUGUACUAAAAAUGAUUUUUUUUGUCUGAUGUAAUAUUCUAAUCUUAAAUGUCGUGUUUUGAUUAGGCUGUAAGUAGAAAAUCACCGUACUUAACAGAAAUAAAUGCUUGAAAACAUCAAUCUUUGUAUAAUUAUGCUACAUAAUGUGUUUCACUUACUAGAAUAGAAUAGAAUAGAAUAGAAUAGAAUAGCAUAUUGUCAUUGUACUGGUGGGUACAAUGAAAUUGUGAAAUGAGUUAUUAAAAUAACUUAAUAUUUUAAUUUAUUGACUAUGACUGUAUUUACGAGUCAUGCCACAGAUUCUCGGUUGAUUUAUGGUCUUGUUUGGGCCACAAAUGAGCCAAACAGUCAUCUGAAGUAGCCCUGGCUGUUUGUUUGGGGUCAUUGUUGUCCUGUAAAGUGAACCCUCACCCCACCCUCAUGUUAUGGUCACUAUAUAGUCUGUAGCAAUCUGAAAAGAGGAUUUGUUUCUACUUUCUAUCAACAAUUUAACAAUCUUGCCACUCUUCUAUAAAGUCCAGAAUCUGCUGACAUGACUAAUACUUGUAACGUCAGCAGAUUCUCCCACCUGAGCUGCAGACCCUUGCUGCUCCUCUACAGUAACUACGGGCCUCUUGGCUACAUCUCUGAUUAAUGCUUUAGUUGCCUAGCCUGUCAGUGUGAGUGGAUGGUAAUGUCUUGGUAAAAAUGAACAUUGCUCCGUAAAAUGUUCGAAGUUUACGAUAUUGUUUUAUAAACUAACCCUGCUCUAAAUGUGUUCACAGCUUUUGCCCUGACAUGUCUGACAUGUUCCUUGGUCUUUAUGAUGCUAUUUGUUCAUUAAUGUUUGCCAACAAAUCUCUGAGGCUUUCACAGAACAACGUUAUUCAAGAUGAGGUUAAAUUCCACAGGUGGAUUGUGUCAGAUCUUUCCUUAGAGCAAUUGGUCACAUUGGAUUGUAUUUAGGGAUGUCAUAUUAAAGGGCACAGCUUUUUUUAUUUGUAAAACAAUUUCUAAACAAUUUAGUAACCAUACAUUGUUUUCUUCUACUUUACAAGUAUGCAAUAUUGUGUUUAGGUUUAUCACAUAAGACCCUCAUAAAGUGCACUGAAUGUUACAGUUCUCUUAUGAUGAAAUGUUAGGGGUAAGGGGUAAUGUAAGGGGUAUGUAUGCUUUUCAAGGCACUGUAUACAUGGUUCACUUCCAGACCAAUUGAAAUCUACUCAGGCCCAGACUUUGAAGUCAAAGAGCAAGAAAACCCCCUGUGACCUCAGCCACUACUGACUGCAUGACUUGCCAUAAGUUCAAACAAAAAUAUUUUUUUGUUUUGAAUAUAGUAAUGCCAGUCAGUGUUGUGGAAUGGUCUCUUUUCAAUACUUGUAUCCCUCCUAAUCAGAAUCUGCAGAUAAAAGGGAAAACAAGCAAAGAGACUUCCAAAGCCCUACUGUUAAAGAAAGUAUAUGAAUCAUCUACUGUUGAAAACAUUCCCACUGCACUAAAUAUUGAUGUCAGAUGCAGGUUGGAGGUGACAGAAGCUCUCUCUGUAAAGGGCAACAUGUAGAUAAUAUUUCUAUAUUUUUCUGUUGCUAUAGCCAGAGGAAAAUAAGCGUCCUUCCCUACUCAUGUAGCACCUAAUACAACUGGGAUUGUUUUCGAUGCAUGUAUUGCAUUGAUUUUACUUUUUCAAGCCGACUUAUUGCGUGUGUUGACAGUAGUGCUGCUUUUUAGGAAUAGCUUUGUAAUGCAUUACAGCACAUGCUUGCAACAGAACUAAAAGGUCAUGUUUAGAUGUGAUUUAGUCAUCUACCAAAGGAAAAUAUUUUGAUACAUAUAUAUAUUAGACCUGUCACUGCAGCAUCAUGGUCUUUUGUUGUUUCUUCUGUCUGUGAGUUUUACUAAAGGUUACUAGCUUCCUACAAUGAACAAAAUGUGAUGUGAUAGCAAAGAGAAUAGCAGUAACUCUUAUUUUCUAUUAACUUGAGGAAGAGCUAAAAAAACUAAAAAUCCUGAGCUGUCCCGUUAUUCACAGUUCCGGUAAAAUGCUUACAUUGGAAGUAAUGUUAUUACUUUUUUUUUUUGCCUUUUAAUGGUUUAUUUAAAGCAUUCCAGGAUUUUUAUGCUAGAAUUUGAUUUGUUUGAUUUUGUUUCAUUGAUCAAACAAAAGUAACUUAAAUUAAUUUUACAGUUUUUGGGUGAAAAAAUGUAUUGAUAAUUGUGGAGUUUCUUAAAUUGAGACGUUGCCAAAAUAAUACAUACAGGCACAAAUAUAUUCAAUCCCAGUAAUAUUUAGGCAUGUUUUGGUUGGAAAAUUGUACUUCAACAACAUGCUCAUUCUAUGCAUCAACCAACUUCUUACAUAAUUCUGGCCCUCUUAAACCUCUGUUCUUUGCAGAGGCUAUGGAGCUAAUUUAAGAAUAGUCUAAAAUUUUCAACAAGGUUUAGGUUAUGGCUUUCAUGUUGGCAUGUUUUAUCCAUGUCAUGGCCAGUUUGAUGUAUGCUUGGGAUCAUUGCCCUCUUGGAAAACCCAGUUGUGUCCAAGUUUCAGUCAUCUGGCUGUUUUUCUGAGAUGAAGGUGACAAAUUUGGAGGUAGUCCUCUUCACUACUACCACCAUGCCUGACAACCACGACAGUGUGAAGUUUGAGAGCGUAAUUUGACUCCUCCAAAUGUUCUUAUCAUGUGGCCUAAACAGCUUACUGUUUGUCUCCUUGGAACAAACUUCAGAAGACAUUUAGGUUGGCCCUGAGUGUAUUUUAGAACAGGAGCUUCUUUUAGGUCGACAUCAAUUUAGUGAAUGGCAAUGUAAAACUCACCUCACUGGAAACAGUCAAACUGGUGUUCCGGCAGUUUUCAGGUCCAGUUCAGUAGAUGCAGGCACAAUUUUGUCAGUUAAUACUGGCUACAUCAAGCCAGUCGUUAAGAUUAAACUGUGUGCUUAGCUGUGAGCCUAUGACUAUGAUUAAAAGUUGUUCACAAAAUCCUUGUUUCUAAAAUUCAUUGGUUUGUUCAUAAUCAGUGGUGGUUCUUGCAUGGAUGUUGCCCUGGGCUAGCCCCAUCUUCAGCAUCCCCGUUCCCACAAAUUAUUUUAAUGUAAUCAAUUAGAGAGUCACGACGAAACAUGUUAAAAGGCAAAUUAAAAUUUGUUUUGGAUUGUAACUGACAUGAUUUUUUUUAUUUUUAGUACUUAUGGUGGCCUUCCAGGUCAUACCCAUAUCGCCCACUAUCAAAACACAUAUAAUUAAGGACAUCCAUGCAAUGAUAAGUGUAUUUAAAUUUUUGUGAUUCAAAAAGCGUUUUUUUUUUUUUUUCAUUUUCUUUUUUAUUCCCUUUCACAAUGAGCACCAUUAUUAAUUACACUUGACCUUUUUAGAAAGUUUUUUGUCUGAAACAAGAAUGAGUUACAAUUUUACUAUACAAUCGUGCUGUAAGAUUAACAACAAUAGAAUGGGGGGUUGAAAUGACAUAGUUUGUCAAUGAAAAAUGUAGUGUGUGUUAUUUAACAAUAGCUCCAGGUGAAAUUUGCUUUUUGAAAAGGAUAGUUUCGUAUUUACAGUGUUUAUCUGCACUGAUCCAAGAGUGAUAUAGUUUCUUAUAAUAUUAAUGAAAAUUAUAAUAUGCAGGCAAUGAAAUGAAAUCAAUUCAUUUGUCGAGUGUUUUUUUUCUUGUUUAUUUUGUUUUGUUAUUUUAUAUGAGUUUGUAGAAAUAAUAAACCUUAACCUAACAAAAAAGAUAAACGCCCAAAAUUCAGCAGGGGACAUAUUUCCUAAUAGGAUUCAUGAUGAAGAUUCAUGAAGAAGUUUUCAUCAAGAAAUCUGCAGUCCUCGUGAUAAACAUCAGAAAUCUGCCAAAGAAGGAUUCAAAAUACUGUUGGGUUUUUAAGCUCUAAGGAAAGUGCAAAAACAAGAGUUUUUUUUUUUUAUGUGCAUCAGACUGUUUGUAUGUCUUAUUUACUCUGCUUCUGCACUGCACUGGUUUACUUACAAUAGAUAUGUGUCAAUAUCUCAGCCCGUGCAAAAGGCCAACUGUGCCGUGAGUCACACAUUUUAGUAGAUGUUACAUAAUAUAUGAGAGAGCUUUAUCUAUGAGUGGAAAUUGUGUGAUAAGAUGCUUUUCAGUGAGUGUCAGUAUGUGAAGCUGUUAACUGCACUGACAAUGAGAGUCUCUUUGUUAGAUGUGUACUGUAAGCACAUUUGUAAACACACCUGAUGAUGAAUACAAUGAAAAUGACAUCUAUAUCUGUCAUCUCUUGAAAACCCAAA
Molecule: messenger RNA, 6735 nt
Organism: Girardinichthys multiradiatus
Lineage: Eukaryota; Metazoa; Chordata; Actinopteri; Cyprinodontiformes; Goodeidae
Product: zinc finger protein
Exons: 7
Coding region: 937-1731 (264 amino acids)
Molecular function (GO): nucleic acid binding; zinc ion binding
Source: RefSeq, a predicted model, not a curated record